Zychaea mexicana is the source of this 468-nucleotide messenger RNA. RefSeq lists its product as uncharacterized. NCBI's taxonomy places the organism in Eukaryota, Fungi, Mucoromycota, Mucoromycetes, Mucorales, Lichtheimiaceae. The record is from RefSeq and is a predicted model, not a curated record. Bases 1 to 381 code for a protein of 126 amino acids. The transcript has 2 exons.
AUGGCAUGGCGUCAAGCCAUCACCGCUUUAAAAUCGUCAGCACGGCUGUACAAGCAAUUCACCAAUGGAGAAACUGACGAAAUGUUCAAGCUGGUCAAAAAAUAUCCCAAUGACUGGAGCUACAUUGCCUCGCUCAGGGGCCGUUCUAGUAACUUGGUAGUAGCAGCAGCAACAAUAAUAAUAGUAGUAGCGAUAGCGAAGGCAGGUAUCGAUUGGAACAUGGUACGCGAAAAGCUGCCAUACCAGGGUCACCGUAUAUCCGAAAUUAAAGCGCCUUGGGGCGAAACAGCAAGCCCAUCCAAAUCAAGCGGUCGCUUUACACUAGUGUCUCAAUAUGGCACGGAGGAUUGGAAUUUGAUAGCUAAAAAUAUGGAAAGUUGAACACGGAAACAAUGUCGGAAUCGAUAGUUAUUUCUGCAACGAGGAGGAGGCCGUGGAGGUAGUGUGGUCUUUAUUCUUAAGUGUGCC